This is a messenger RNA of Arabis nemorensis, 909 nucleotides long. The record is from the annotation of a GenBank genome assembly. NCBI's taxonomy places the organism in Eukaryota, Viridiplantae, Streptophyta, Magnoliopsida, Brassicales, Brassicaceae.
AUGGAGGAAGACGACGAAACUCAGUCACGUCCGUCGCCGGAAAAUUCCCUUUCACCAGAUCCGCCGAUCGGAGUUACAACCGAGGUCACGACGACCACCGCAAAGUCGUCUGCUUCAGCUCUACCUCCUCGGGACAUCGAAGAAGCGACGGAGAUUCUAAUCGAUGCGUGGGGAGAGAGAUUCUUGGAGCUAAAGAGAGGGAAUCUGAAGCAACAACACUGGAAAGAAGUAGCGGAGAUCGUGAACAGUGAGCGAAUCAACAAAUCUCUCAAGUCUGAUAUACAGUGUAAGAACAGAAUCGACACGGUGAAGAAGAAAUUCAAGCAGGAGAAAGCAAAAAUCGCAUCAACUGGUGAUGAUAGCAAAUGGGUCUUCUUCAAAAAGCUCGAACAUUUGAUCGGAGUAGCAACAACGUCGACUCCUUUGCCGCAGCGAAAGCGACUAGGAGGAGGUGUGAAAAGGAGUGGAGAUUCUUCAACUCGAUGGCAUUUCAGGAAACGAGUUGCUUCCGAGACGGAAUCAGAGUCUGAGCCUGAGCCUGAUCUUUCAGGUGACGACAGUCUACCACCACCGUUGUUGUCACCGCCGAUGGAGGAAUUGGAGAAGACCGGAGGAGGUAAUGAGCUUGGAGAAGUGGCAAUAGCGAUAUUGGGAUUUGCAGAGAGUUACGAAAAGGUGGAGACUUUGAAGAUUAAACAAAUGGUGGAGCUUGAGAAAGAGAGGAUGAAGUUUGCUAAGGAGAUUGAGUUGCAGAGAAUGCAAUUCUUUAAAAAUCAACUGGAGAUGUUUCGGAACAUUCAAGAGGAUGAAGAUGGUGAAAGAAGAAUCAAGAGUCAUCACAAUGUUAAGGAUAAUGGCAAUUUACAAAGUGAUGGACAGAGAGUCAUGAGGAACAAAGAUGGUCGCUAG